AAAGUGUACCUUCAGUGACACACAGAAGGCACCCUCCUCCUGACAACCAGCAAUGGCAGACACUGCAGCAAAGUCAUCUGAAACCUACAUGUUUCAGUACAAGGGAUACAACUUCCCAAAGGACACAGUGACACCAGAGUAUAUUGACUCCCUGGAGGACUUUGAGAUCCGAGACAGCGACGUGUUUCUGGUCACCUAUCUCAAAUCAGGUACAGUUUGGACCCAGCAGAUUAUCAUCCUGAUCCAUGAGGAAGAGGGCUCCAAUGCAGCUGAAUCAGAGGACUUUAAUGCAGCUGAAUCACAGGGUUCCAAUGCAGCUCAGUCAGAGAGUUCCAAUGCAACUCAGUCAGAGGGCUCCAAUGCAGCUGAAUCAGAAAGCUCCAAUGCAGCUGAAUCAGACACGAAUAUGAAGCGGAUGCCCUGGCUCGAAUAUAAUCUGGAUGGACAGGAUUACAACAUGCGCCCAUCACCUCGUCUCUUUACAUCCCACCUGACUUAUAAUUUAAUGCCCAAAAUGCUGAAGGAAAAAAAAACGAAAGUGAUUUAUGUUGCAAGGAAUCCUAAAGAUGCAAUGGUGUCACUCUUUCACUUUUCCAAAAUUUGUACAUGUAUGGAAACCGCAAAGAACAUUGGUGACCUCAUGGAGAAAUAUUUAAGUGGACAAGUUGCUCGGAUCCUUAUUCUCUUUCUCACAGUGGUAGCAGGCUCUUGGUUUGACCACAUCAGAGGAUGGUACACCCACAGGGAGCAGUUAAAUUUUCUCUUCUUAACAUAUGAGGAAAUGAUCCAGGAUCUCAGGGGAGCUGUACUAAAGAUGUGUCACUUCCUUGGAAAGCGCCUCCAGGAUUCGGCCAUCGACAGGAUUGUGGAAAAAGCUACUUUCAAAAACAUGAAAAACGACCCGAAAGCAAAUUAUGAAUUCCUGCCCGAGAAAGCCAUUCUCAAAGACAAUGGAAAAUUUCUUCGCAAGGGCACUGUUGGAGACUGGAAGAACACUUUGACAGUUGCUCAAAGUGAGCACUUUGAUGAGGUGUACCGGCAGAGAAUGAAAGACCUGCCUCUGAAGUUUGUCUGGGAUCUUAAUGAAGAUGCUUCCUGAUUGGCAGGUUCAGUUCUAAGAAAUACAUAAUGGGGAGAUAUUAAUUAACCAGAUAUUAAUACAGCGUCUUUGUCAAAAAUCUCCUUGCUCAUAGAUGGUUAUUUUAUCACACUGCUGUUGGAGUGUUGGUACUCAGAUCUGUAUAGAAAGAAACACAGUUUAGGCUAAACUGUGAUUUACCUUUAAAUGUAUCUCAAUGUUUAAAUGUAUUUUUUCAUUGUUGAUGCAAAUAUAAUGUCAAUAUUAUAACAUU
Messenger RNA from Acipenser ruthenus (sterlet), 1352 nucleotides. Its product is annotated as amine sulfotransferase-like. The transcript is spliced from 6 exons. The record is from RefSeq and is a predicted model, not a curated record. Gene Ontology annotation, cellular component: cytoplasm. Bases 53 to 1099 code for a protein of 348 amino acids. Gene Ontology annotation, biological process: sulfation. Lineage: Eukaryota; Metazoa; Chordata; Actinopteri; Acipenseriformes; Acipenseridae. Gene Ontology annotation, molecular function: sulfotransferase activity.